AUGGGAUCAUUUAGAAGACUAAGUACCUUUUUUGGUGCGUUUCUUUUAUUAGCUGUGUCACUAGUAAGUGCUCAAAGUACAGACAAUAAUACAAAGUCUUAUAGUAUGUUUAUAAUAACCUAUUUUAAAGUUUGUAAUUUAACAAACUUAUCGAAUGCACCGGGUAUAACGAUAGACGGAUUAUUACGAUUAUGGCCGGAUCAAAAUGGUCGAAACCCCUAUGAAGAUGAUCGCUGGAUAGCAUUUAUCCAAUGUAAUGAUAAUCCCAGCAUCAAUCUUCAAAAUGUUUUACGCGCUGAGGCAAGGGAUGCUGCUGCUUCUGUCUUUUAUACACUUACGCAAAUGCCUUGUCAAAGUCCAACAUCAGAUAGGAUUCGAAAACCUUUAUUUACUACGACCGAACAAGAUUGUUCUGAAGUUAUUCAACAAUUUCGACCUCGAGACGAAAUUUCUGCAGUGAUAAAACCUGAUGGAAAUUUAGAUUAUAAAGUUCCUUCAACACCUGUUUCAGUAAAAGGUUCUGAUGACAAUAAAGUGCUUGCGACUUAUCAAACGGCAAUGAUAGUACUUUAUGCUGUAUCAGGUGUUGUUUUGGGAUUAUUUUUUAUUGUAGUUAUUACAAACAUAAUAAGAAACCGGCUUAAUGCCCCUGUGACACCACCAAGUCAAGGGCAAGAUUCUAACGCACGUCCUAAUCGUGGCAUAGCUAGAUCCGUUUUAGAUAGUUUCCCAGUAUUCUUAUUUACUAUUGGAAUGAAGGACUAUAACGAUGAGAAUAAAGAUUUGGAAGGAGGAAAAGGAAAAGAAUUAGAAGAUGAUAUUGAAUUAGAGACGACAAGUCCUGUUGUUAUGAAAUCUGCACCACAAUCAGAAGGAAUUGAAGUAAAUGAAGAUUCAUCAAAUAUUUAUUCUAAAAAUACUGAUAAUACUCUUGAAACCAAUAAUGAUCGCUCUGAUAUCAAUUUGUCUGAAAAAGAGAAUCCUGAUUUACCAAAAGUACUUCCGAGUGCACAUAUUAAAAAUUCAUCACAUAGCCGUUCUAUAUCCACGGGUUCAAGUCUUUCAGCGCUAACGAGUAAUAAAGUACAAGAUGGGCAAUUAACUUGUCCAAUUUGUUUGGAUGACUUUGAAUCUGGUGUAGAAUUAAGGAUUCUUCCUUGUCAUCAUCAGUAUCACAAAAUAUGUAUAGAUCCAUGGCUUCUCGAUAUAUCCCCGCUAUGUCCUAUGUGUAAAACGGAUUACACUUCAUGGGACAGUGAAGUGAACACAACACAACAAAGUGAAGAUGCAUUGGAUUCUUCAACAUCAACUGGAAUUAAUAAUCAUACUACAAACACAAAUAACGAUCGACAAAAUGAUGAUGGUUCGUCGAUCGCUUCUUCUGUACAUCCAAAUUUCCCACAUUUCAGAUGGAUAAAAUAUCUUACAUCUAUUCGUCGUUCGAGAAGACGACGAAAUAGGGACAGAAGGCAGGACAAUAAUGUAGCUGAGAGUUUAUAG
Molecule: messenger RNA, 1500 nt
Organism: Funneliformis mosseae
Lineage: Eukaryota; Fungi; Glomeromycota; Glomeromycetes; Glomerales; Glomeraceae
Source: the annotation of a GenBank genome assembly